Porites evermanni is the source of this 1575-nucleotide messenger RNA. The record is from the annotation of a GenBank genome assembly. Lineage: Eukaryota; Metazoa; Cnidaria; Anthozoa; Scleractinia; Poritidae.
AUGAAUGAUCAAGGGGAAGCACAAACUAAAGUAACUGACGAAGAAUUCAAAGAUGGAUUACUUCAAAGCUUAAACGAGCUUAGAAAGGCGAACUUUAGGUGCGACACAACGCUCCGAGUAGAUGGACAAACCUUCCCUGCUCACAGCCUUGUGUUAAUUGCUGCUUCUGAUUACUUUAGAGCUCUAUUUUCCACUGAGUUGCAAGUGAAAGAAAAACAGGAAAAUUUAGUGGAGCUUAAAGUGGUUAAGUCAAGCAUAAUGGAAGAUGUUUUGGAAUUUAUGUAUUUAGGCCAAGUAAACAUAACUGCCUCAAACGCCCAUGAUCUACUUGUGGCAUCUGACUACCUGAUAAUUCCCAAUUUAAAAUCACGGACUGCACAAUUCCUGGAGAAGUCCAUGAAUGUAUCAAAUUGCUUGACAUUGGAGUCCUUUGGCUGUCAAUACAACUGUGAUACGCUUAGACAAGCAGCUCUUAAAUUCAAGAAUGAAAAUUUUGUCCCUAUUGUGAAAACAGAAGAUUUCCUUGCACUUGAGUUGAACAAAGUCAAAGAAUUGAUGUGUCAAGAUGAGCUGAAUAUCUCUGAAGAAGAAGAAGUUUAUGAGGCGGUGAUAGCCUGGGUCAAACAUGAUCUGCCAUCAAGAGAGUGUUUUCUCCCAGAUCUAAUGAAAUGUUUGAGAUUAUUCUCCAUGUCAAAAUACAGUAUUUACAGAAUUCUUAAUAAAGAAGAGUUAGUAAAGGAGAACCUCAUUUGCACUGCUAUCAUGAAUACUGGCCUGCAAUAUUUUCUGUAUCCUGAUUGGUUUUUAGGGAGAGUGCUGAAACAUCGCAAUUCAAUUGACAAAGAUGAACACGUGGUGUUUCUCCAUGAUGGUGUUGAUAUUGGUGAUCGUUUAAUUCGUAGAGAAACUUAUUGUUUUGUCCUUUCUACUAAGAAGUGGCAGCAGUUAUGCUCAAUCCCUCCCUUUAUUGAGGACAAUUGUGCUGACCUGGUCUCUACAGUUUGUUUUGGACGUGUAUAUAUGUUAAGUCUUGAUUCUCAGGCAAUAAGCUGUUUCAAUCCUCAAAAAAAUUCAUGGAAGUCAAAGGAAACAGGGUGCACCAUUCAAAAAAUGAACUUCUUUACGGUUACUUCGUUCAAUGAAGAACUUUAUGUUAUCGGUGGUUAUGAUUACGAUGAAGAGGUAAAACGUACAGUCCAUAAGUACAAUCCAGUUUGUAAUGAAUGGAAGGAGUUAGCAUCUAUGGAAACUGGACGUGGUGGUCACUGUGCUGUUGUUCUACAGGAUCUCAUUUAUGUGAUUGCAGGUGCUGAUGGAGAGACCUGUCUUAAGAGUGUUGAGAACUAUGAUCCACUGACCAAUCAGUGGAGAAGAGUUCCUGAUCUGGUCAAUGCCCGUAGGGAUGCAGCAGCAGCCACUGUUUGUGGAAAAAUUGUUGUUAUUGGAGGAUUUUGUGUCAUGGAGAUUUCUGCAUCAUCAGAAACAGAACCAACUUGUGAGAUGUUUGAUCCAUGUCUAAAUCAGUGGAGCCUGUUACCCAGCCCAAUGUUCCACGGGCAGCCUGUGGAGUUGUGA